Ilyonectria robusta is the source of this 1664-nucleotide messenger RNA. RefSeq lists its product as uncharacterized. The transcript has 2 exons. The record is from RefSeq and is a predicted model, not a curated record. NCBI's taxonomy places the organism in Eukaryota, Fungi, Ascomycota, Sordariomycetes, Hypocreales, Nectriaceae. Bases 95 to 1408 code for a protein of 437 amino acids.
GUAGAACGCGAAUUUUGAGAACUGUAGAUGACCUCAAGCUCGAAUAUCUGACCACAAAGACACAGAAUACGCAGGAGCCAAUACAUACGGCAGCAUGUCUGCAGAGAUAUGCCUUCGUCCUGAUAGUAGCGGCCGUAUCGACGGAUAUUUUCGGUGCCGAGGUGCAGACGGAUGGAACUAUGUGGAGGAUGGCAUGUUCGACUGUGACACACACUAUGGUCAGUGUCGGUGUCCACGGUUGUCAGCGGAUCCAGAUAUUGCAGGUCCAGGUGUCAUUUCGGCUUUUAUGGUUACUGCCGGAUUGACGGUCAUCGCUACUGGACUUUGUUUGAUGCUCAGUCGAGUGAGUGUUGAGAGGGUAGAGGUUGAGCAAGCCGAUGGGAGCAAAGAGCUCGUUGAUUCCUCUAGCAUUAAUCCGAUCGACAAGUGCUUCCGCUGGGCCAUCUCAGACCGCGUUCAAAAGCGAUUGAAACACCCUGACCUUUGGGCCAACUGCCUGUAUGACCUGGUCAUGUCACUGAGCGACCAGCAACUUGUGACUGGCUUUGCUAUACUAGUCUCUGGUCUUAUCGGACUUGGAAAUGGGACCAUCACCAUCUAUCAUUUCACUACAGUAACUGAAUUGGCGUGGUUCAGCUCCAAUACGCAUUUAUUGUCGCUGUUGGUGGUCCACAGCUACGCGGAUAGUGUGAAAUACUUCUCACCUGAGCGAGACGAUCCGAAACGCCAGUACCUGAGUCGGCAAGCGAUAAACUGGAUAAGAAUCACUUUGAUGAGUUUGAUGGCGAUCCUACUACUGUUCGGUAGCUGGGUCUCGGCCUACGAAAAUUGGAACAGCGAGUACAACUGCCCGGCCAAAUGCACUCUUGGAAAGGCUCGCGGGGGUAAACCCUUGAUGUGGAUGCGGGUCGACUUUUUCUACGUCUUUUACAAUUACGUUCCCGGCAUACUUGAUCUGAUCCGACCAUUUCGUCUCUGGUGGAUUGACCGUUUCAGAUGGUACUGUAUCGACUCGCGCGGUCAACCUGCAGAUAAGAGCCACACCAGCUUUUGGGAUAUGCCUCCAAGGGCUCUUCGAUACGUGGGGAUUAUUUUCCGUGUCUUUUGGUAUAUCCUCGCAUCAGAGACUGUGUCCUUUUUGGAGAUGGUAUACUGGUUCACGUCGGGCGUUAUUUCGAUUUUUGACACCCAACAAUUUGGCCAUUCUAUAAUGAAGAAUCCCGACGAUGAGAAAAAGCUGGGAUUUGGCCAACUGGUUCCGGUCUUUUUGCUGGUCAUUCAAAUAAUGCAGUUCUCAGACUCCUAUGCAAAGAAUUCAUGGAGGGUAAAAAAGCGCGAAGAAGGUCGUCCUCGCAAUGUGCGAGUUCGUCGCGUUGCGGCUGAUACGGCCUAUUAUCGUUUGGAGUAGCCGGCGGUGUUCUUCCAGGGAUGACAGGAUAUAUCUGAUAUAAUGGGUGCGUUACCCAAGGAAUAAUCCGAGUCGGUAUAGUUUAUGUUAGCAUGUAAGCCGGAACAUGACACUUGGCAUAGCGCGGUCUUACAUUUGCUGAUAUCCAGGCAAUUAUGUUCUUAAUGGUGUCUAGAACCGUUGGUAGACUGCGAGCAUCUGUGAAAAUUGGCGCAUAUUAGUACAGCCAAUUUCAACACUGAAAAGUGUAUACUUG